AUGCCUCUCACCCUUCCCCUCCUCCCCCGCCAUGUCCCCUCCUCUAUCCCUUACCUCCUCCUAGCUUUCCUCCUCUUCACGACCCUCGCAACCGCCAACGUUGAGAAAACCAUCUUCCUAGCCCCUCCCCCUACCACAAUUCCAACCCCACAUCCCCCAAUCGACGACCUAGGUCUCGCGCGCCUCUCCCCCUCCCACCCCAUCCUCCGCACACACCUCAACGCAUCCUUCCCAACCCAGUCCUCACCAGGAACCGAAUCCUGGUUUUUCCUCCAAAACCUCACGCCUGGUCGACGCUAUGAAGUACGCAUAUGCUGGCUAGCAACUCAACCAACAUCCUUCACCCUAACAACAUACACCCUCUCGCACGCCCUCUCAGACACCUUCCUCCUCUCCUCUAUAACAAACUACUCCUCCCUGCGCCUCGCCAGCACUCCAAACUCCGAACUCAACCUCGACCUCGACGACACAACCACCACCAACUUCAACCCCGAAAUCCCUCUCGACAGCAACGAGCCCAUCACAGACUCUGUUCUAUUCCUACGUAUCCGCGCCGCGGCAGACUACUACACCACGGAUAAGGAGCUCAUGACACAUGUGCCGCCCGUGGCGGUGGAUGUGAUUCUGGAUCCGUUUCUGGGGAAUGUGUUUCCGAGGUCGUUGGUGCCGACGGCGUGCUACGGGGUGAUUGUGGCUGUGGUGGCUGUUUUGGUUGGGAAGUGGGUGGUUGGGGAGUUGGGGAGAGUGGUGGAUGAUAUGGCUGAGGAGAGGGAGAAGGAGGAGGGAGAUGAGGAUGUGGAUGGGGAUGGGGAGGUAGUAGUAGAUGGGGCGAGAGAGGGGAAGAAGGUGCGGUGA
This is a messenger RNA of Aspergillus luchuensis, 855 nucleotides long. RefSeq lists its product as uncharacterized. Bases 1 to 855 code for a protein of 284 amino acids. Lineage: Eukaryota; Fungi; Ascomycota; Eurotiomycetes; Eurotiales; Aspergillaceae. Gene Ontology annotation, cellular component: mannosyltransferase complex; endoplasmic reticulum membrane. The transcript is spliced from 2 exons. Gene Ontology annotation, biological process: GPI anchor biosynthetic process. The record is from RefSeq and is a predicted model, not a curated record. Gene Ontology annotation, molecular function: mannosyltransferase activity.